AUUCAGUUAUAUCGAAAUUAAAUGAAGCAAGAAUUACCACCACCUCCGCCUAUUCCACCAAAUUUUAUUCCGGCGAAAGUCAACGAGUCAAACCGCCGUCCAAUGGCCAGGCGUGAAUUGGGCACUAAAGGUCAAAGGAUCUCUCUGUUGACCAACCAUUUCAACGUGAAACUAAGCAGGACUAACGACCACUUCUAUCAAUAUAGUGUUGCGUUAUUUUAUGAAGAUGGAAAUCCAAUCGAGGCAAAAGGGAUCGGAAGAAAAAUACUCGAUAUGGUUCAUAAAACCUACGAAUCUGAAAUGGGCGGGAAAGGAUUUGCGUAUGAUGGUGAAAAGACUCUUUUUACCGUUGGUUCUUUACCUAGAACUAAGCUCGAGUUCAAUGUUGUUUUGGAGAAUGCCGCAUCAAAUAGAACUAUCCGAGGUGGAAGCCCAAGUGAUGGAGAAACAAAGAGAUCGAGGCGUGUGCCUCAGUCAAAGCAAUUUAAGGUGACUAUAAGUUAUGCUACAAAGAUCCCGAUUCAAGCCAUUGUUAAUGCGCUUCAAGGUCAUGAUUCUGAGCAAUUCCAUGAAGCUGUUAGGGUUUUAGAUGUUCUUCUUAGACAACACGUUGCGAAACAAGGUUGUCUUCUGGUUAAACAGUGUUACUUCCAGAAUGACUCACGAAACUUUAUAGGAAUUGGAGGUGGUGUUGUGGGGUGUAGGGGUUUUCAUUCUAGUUUUCGUGCCACUCAAUCUGGUUUGAGUUUGAACAUGGAUGUAUCGACUACAAUGAUUGUGAAGCCAGGGAAAGUUGUGGACUUUCUUUGUGAGAACCAAAAUGUUCGUAACAUUAGGGAGAUUGAUUGGGUGAAGGCUAAAAGAAUGCUCAAGAAUUUGCGUGUCAAGACCUUCCCCUCUAAUCGUGAGUACAAAAUUAUUGGGUUGAGCGAGAAAACAUGUAGAGAACAAAUGUUUUCAAUGAAACAAAAGAAUCAAAGAGAUGGAAAUAGCCCAAGUGAGACAAUUGACAUAACGGUGUUACAAUACUAUGCUGAUCAUCACGGAAGACGCCUUGAAUACUCUGUUGAUUGCCCAUGUCUUGAUGUUGGAAAACCAAAGCGACCAGUUUAUAUCCCACUUGAGUUGUGUGAAUUGAUUUCCCUACAACGAUACACCAAGGCUUUGUCUAAUCUACAAAGAGCUUCACUUGUUGAGAAGUCAAGACAAAAGCCUCGUGAUCGAAUGGCAGCAUUGACUGGUGCACUGAAUCAAAAUAACUAUGGUGCUGAUCCUCUUAUUAAUGCCACUGGGAUUACAAUCAGUACCACUUUCACACAAGUUGAGGGUCGAGUUUUGGAACCUCCAAAAUUGAAGUUCGGGAGAGGUGGGGACAUGGUGCCACGUGGCGGUCGAUGGAACUUCAACAACAAGACACUUAUUGAGCCAAAAAGGAUCGCCAAUUGGGUUGUAGUCAACUUUUCUGCACGAUGUGACAUGGAUGCCCUUAAGAACAACCUCCGCAUUUGUUGUCAAGCAAAAGGAAUCGAACUUGAUCCACCACAUGGUGUACUCGAUGAGAACCCUCAAUUCAAACGUAGUCCUGCUCGUGUUCGUGUUGACAAAAUGUUUGAAGCAAUAAAAAAGAGACUUCAGGGCCCACCUUAUUUUAUUCUAUGCAUCCUCCCUGAACGAAAGAAUUCAGAUAUCUAUGGUCCGUGGAAGCGAAUAUGCCUUGUUGACCAUGGGAUUGUCACACAAUGCAUUGCCCCAACUAGGAUCAACGACCAGUAUGUCACAAACGUGCUUCUCAAGGUCAACGCAAAGAUGGGUGGAAUAAACUCUUUGUUGUCAAUGGAGUUUGCAAAUGCUAUACCAUUGGUGUCACGGACUCCCACGAUAAUCUUUGGGAUGGAUGUCUCUCAUGGGUCACCUGGACGUGCGGAUGUUCCUUCAAUUGCUGCUGUUGUAAGCUCAAGGAAAUGGCCUCUAAUUUCGCAAUACAGAGCAUCUGUUCGUGCACAAUCUGCAAGAGUUGAGAUGAUUGAUGGUUUGUUUAAGCCUAUUUCUCAUGAUAAAGAUGAAGGAAUGAUAAGGGAGCUGUUGGAUGACUUCUAUUUAAGCACUCCAAAGUUGAAACCGAAGAACAUAAUCAUAUUCAGAGAUGGUGUAAGCGAAUCACAGUUUAAUCAAGUGCUCAACAUCGAACUCAAUCAAAUCAUUGAAGCGUGUAAGUUCUUGGAUGAACAAUGGGAUCCGAAGUUUUUGUUGAUCGUGGCACAAAAGGCUCAUCACACAAAGUUCUUCCAAGCCAAUUCAGAAGCUAACGUUCCUCCAGGAACAGUGGUUGAUAAUAAAGUUUGUCAUCCUAAGAGCAACGACUUCUAUUUAUGUGCACAAAAUGGACCGAUUGGUACUACACGACCUACGCAUUACCAUUUGCAAGAGCUUGUUCAUUCGUUAUCCUAUGUGUACCAAAGGAGUACAACUGCUAUAUCUGUAGUUGCUCCGAUCUGCUAUGCUCAUUUGGCGGCAGGACAGGUGGCGCAAUUUGUUAAGUUUGAUGACAUGUCGGACACCACAUCUAGUCAUAGUGGCGGUGGUGGUGGUGGUGGUGGUGGUGGGUUCACCCAACUGCCCAAGCUUCAUAAAAACGUAUGGAGUUCUAUGUUCUUCUGCUGA
This is a messenger RNA of Lactuca saligna, 2661 nucleotides long. The record is from the annotation of a GenBank genome assembly. Lineage: Eukaryota; Viridiplantae; Streptophyta; Magnoliopsida; Asterales; Asteraceae.